This is a messenger RNA of Cylas formicarius (sweet potato weevil), 1002 nucleotides long. RefSeq lists its product as uncharacterized. The transcript has 3 exons. Lineage: Eukaryota; Metazoa; Arthropoda; Insecta; Coleoptera; Brentidae. Bases 1 to 1002 code for a protein of 333 amino acids. The record is from RefSeq and is a predicted model, not a curated record.
AUGUGCGUUUUAGUGACCGCUUAUUUGAGGAAAAUCCUCGAGAAUAACGUGGAUCAAAAUUUUCUAAAAGAAAACGCGCUCGAAGGUUUGGACGAUAGCGACGAUCCGUGCUUCAUUAUCAGUGAUAAACCCUUGCAAGGUCUAACGAACAUCACCCAGGCGUCCGUACAAAAUAUGUUUCAUAAGAAAACAGAAAAUGUCCAUAGCAGUUCAAUAACAUUAAAACCGAAAAUUGAGCAAGAACUGGACCGGCUAGUCAAAAACAAGGUGCUAGUGCCCACUGAAUUUUCAAAGUGGGCAACACCUAUCGUCCCAAUAUUAAAAAAAAACGGCGGUAUAAGGAUCUGCGGCGAUUUUAAGGUGACCUUGAAUUCCCAAUUGGAAUUUCAACAGUUUCCUCUUCCAAGAAUUGAAUACUUAUUUAGCCAACUAGAGGGGGGAAUGAAAUUUUCAAAAAUCGACCUUUCAGAAGCGUAUCAGCAAAUUUUGCUCGACGAUCAGUCCAAAGAGUUGGUUACCAUCUCCACACAUAAGGGGUUGUUUUCUUAUCAAAGAUUGCCUUUCGGCAUACACUGCGCGCCCUCCAUCUUCCAAAUAAUCAUGGAACAAUUAUUUAAUAUUCCUGGCGUUAUAUCAUUCCUAGAUGACAUUCUGGUGACAGGGAGAAACGAUCUUGAGCAUUUGGAACGAUUACAACAAGUCUUUCAAAAAUUAUCGGAAUGUGGCUUCCAAUUAAAAAAAGAAAAAUGUAGUUUCAUGCAAGAAUCCUUGACUUACAUGGGUCAUUUAAUUGAUAGGUUCGGCUUGCACAAAACCGAUGAGAGGGUCGAAGCAGUGGUCAAAACCAGGGUACCUUCCAACAUCACAGAACUUAAGUCAUUUCUCGGGGGCGUCAAUUAUUAUGUUAAAUUCUUACCGAACGCGUCGUCCAUCCUUUAUCCUUUAUACAGUUCAUUAAAAAAAAAACAUCCCUUGGGAAUGGACACCGGCUUGCCAAAAUAG